Molecule: messenger RNA, 2656 nt
Organism: Callorhinus ursinus (northern fur seal)
Lineage: Eukaryota; Metazoa; Chordata; Mammalia; Carnivora; Otariidae
Gene: COL8A1
Product: collagen type VIII alpha 1 chain
Biological process (GO): extracellular matrix organization
Molecular function (GO): extracellular matrix structural constituent conferring tensile strength; protein binding
Source: RefSeq, a predicted model, not a curated record
AUGGCUAUGCCACCUGGCCCUCCACUGCUGGGAGUGCUGCUUACCAUUUCCCUGGGCUCCAUCAGGCUCAUUCAGGCUGGUGCUUACUAUGGGAUCAAGCCGCUGCCACCACAAAUUCCUCCUCAGAUCCCACCGCAAAUUCCGCAAUACCAGCCUCUGGGCCAGCAAGGACCUCACAUGCCUUUGGGGAAAGAUGGCCUUAACAUGGGCAAGGAGCUGCCCCGCAUGCAGUAUGGCAAAGAAUAUCCACAUCUACCCCAAUAUAUGAAGGAAAUUCAGCCAGUGCCAAGAAUGGGCAAGGAAGCAGCACCUAAGAAAGGCAAAGUAGAAAUACCAUUAGCCAGUCUACGAGGGGAGCAAGGUCCCCGUGGAGAGCCUGGCCCAAGAGGACCACCUGGGCCCCCCGGCCUACCAGGCCAUGGGAUACCUGGAACCAAAGGAAAACCAGGGCCACAGGGAUACCCAGGAAUUGGAAAACCAGGUAUGCCUGGAAUGCCAGGAAAGCCAGGAGCCAUGGGAAUGCCUGGAGCGAAAGGUGAAAUUGGACCCAAAGGAGAGAUUGGGCCUAUGGGGAUCCCAGGGCCGCAAGGACCUCCAGGGCCUCACGGACUUCCUGGCAUUGGAAAACCUGGUGGGCCAGGGUUACCAGGGCAACCAGGUGCAAAGGGAGAGCGAGGUCCCAAAGGACCACCAGGACCUCCAGGCCUUCAGGGUCCCAAAGGGGAGAAGGGCUUUGGGAUGCCAGGUUUGCCAGGCCUCAAGGGUCCUCCAGGGAUGCAUGGCCCUCCUGGCCCUGUUGGACUUCCAGGAGUGGGCAAACCCGGAGUGACAGGCUUCCCUGGGCCCCAAGGUCCCCUGGGAAAGCCAGGUCCUCCAGGGGAACCUGGGCCCCAAGGCCCUAUUGGGGUCCCGGGAGUUCAAGGACCUCCCGGGAUGCCUGGAGUUGGCAAACCAGGCCAGGACGGGAUCCCUGGCCAGCCAGGAUUUCCAGGUGGCAAAGGGGAGCAAGGACUGCCAGGGCUGCCAGGACCCCCAGGCCUUCCAGGGAUUGGGAAACCAGGCUUCCCAGGACCCAAAGGUGACAAGGGCAUAGGGGGUCUUCCUGGGGCUCUAGGACCAAGAGGGGAGAAAGGACCAGUAGGUGCCCCUGGAAUGGGGGGUCCUCCAGGAGAGCCAGGCCUGCCUGGAAUCCCAGGUCCUAUGGGUCCUCCAGGUGCUAUUGGUUUUCCUGGACCCAAAGGAGAAGGUGGGGUUGUAGGGCCACAGGGGCCACCAGGUCCCAAGGGCGAGCCAGGGCUUCAAGGCUUUCCAGGAAAGCCAGGUUUCCUUGGUGAAGUAGGGCCCCCUGGCAUGAGGGGUUUGCCAGGUCCCAUAGGGCCCAAGGGGGAAGCUGGGCACAAGGGUUUACCAGGGCUCCCUGGUGCUCCAGGGCUGCUGGGACCAAAGGGAGAACCAGGAAUCCCAGGGGAUCAGGGUUUACAGGGCCCUCCAGGCAUCCCAGGGAUCGCAGGCCCAAGUGGGCCCAUUGGACCACCUGGAAUGCCAGGCCCCAAAGGGGAACCCGGUAUCCCAGGGCCCCCUGGGUUCCCUGGAGUAGGGAAGCCUGGAGUAGCAGGACUUCAUGGGCCUCCAGGGAAGCCUGGUGCCCUUGGUCCUCAAGGCCAGCCGGGCCUUCCAGGGCCCCCAGGCCCUCCAGGACCCCCAGGGCCCCCAGCUGUGAUGCCCCCUACACCACCACCCCAUGGAGAGUAUCUACCAGAUAUGGGGCUGGGAAUUGAUGGAGUGAAACCCCCCCAUGCCUAUGGGGCUAAGAAAGGCAAGAAUGGAGGGCCAGCCUACGAGAUGCCUGCCUUUACAGCUGAGCUGACUGCACCUUUCCCACCUGUGGGGGCCCCGGUGAAGUUUGACAAACUGCUCUAUAAUGGCAGACAGAACUACAACCCACAGACGGGCAUCUUCACCUGCGAGGUUCCCGGGGUCUACUACUUUGCAUACCACGUUCACUGCAAGGGGGGCAACGUGUGGGUUGCUCUGUUCAAGAACAACGAGCCCAUGAUGUACACGUACGAUGAGUACAAAAAGGGCUUUCUGGACCAGGCGUCUGGGAGUGCGGUGCUGCUGCUCAGGCCCGGAGACCGAGUAUUCCUCCAAAUGCCCUCAGAACAGGCUGCAGGACUGUAUGCUGGGCAGUACGUCCAUUCCUCCUUUUCAGGAUAUUUAUUGUAUCCCAUGUAAAAAAAGAAAGAGAGAUUUAAUAGAAGAAAAGAACAUGACGCACCGAAAAAAUCCAAAUGAAAAACAUAAUUGCUUCAAAACAUUUAUAUAGUUGGAAAGUUAUAUUUAAGUGAAAAUCUAAACCAUCAUGUACAAAUAAAAACUAAGAUGCAUGUUUAAUGCUCUGCAUAGCAGCCUGUAAUUAAAAAUGAUGGGAUAGAUUUAUGUAUCAAGUACUGACACUUGUGCUGUACCCACUGGAAUCAUAAUAGCUAUUGUAUUGUUAUAUGCUUCCAUGAUAACCUGCUUAUUCAGAUCAGUCAAAAUAUUUCAGUAUGAAAGAUCAUAGCUAAUGAAAGUCACUUGCUCACAUUGUUUAAAGAUUUAUAAAUAUGGCUUAAGGAAAUGUCAAUGAUAACAAUUAUAUACCGUAUUUACUUGC